Molecule: messenger RNA, 1834 nt
Organism: Pelobates cultripes (western spadefoot toad)
Lineage: Eukaryota; Metazoa; Chordata; Amphibia; Anura; Pelobatidae
Source: the annotation of a GenBank genome assembly
AUGUUAUGCUCUACCGAAGCCACUGAUGCUCCUGCAGAAUGCAAAGCAGACAGAAACGCCAGCGUAGCGCACAACCUUCCAUUGGAUGAUGAUAAAUCAAACUCCCCUACCGAAACUGAUAUCCAUUGUUCCCAUACCGAUCCAUAUGCCUGCCAGGAAGAAGGAGCCAAUGACCCUCUGAUUAGUUCCAUUAAGUUCCGAUAUCGAGGUUCCAGAAGAAGUCUGGACACAUCAGGCCUGUCGCGCCGGCUCUCUGAGCUAUUUCCCGAAAAUGAUCCCACUGCAGCCGAGACAGAGAAUCCUCAAUAGAAUUAUAGACCCCUGGAACAUGAACCACACAAAACCAUAUGUUAAAUUCUAGACAUUGCAACACCAACCGCUGUAAGAGAGCUAAUACUGGGGGAGACCCUGAUGACAGCUGAUUUACCACAUGAACAACACUCAUAUUGUCUGUCCAAAAGAGAACCUGUGUGUUUGCGUAAACAGAACCCCAUAGCUCCACUGCCACAAUCAUGGGAAACAGUUCCAAGAAGGUUAAGUUGUGGAGCAAGUCCUCACCAUUCCAUGUCGAAUGCUAUCGACCCGCACACCAGUGUCUCUGGAAAUAUGCACCGAACCCAAUAGUUCCUGAAGCGUCAGUGAACAGUUCCAGGAUGGAGUUGGCUACCGAUUCGGUACGCCAACAGGUAUGCCUAUUAUAUCCUGACAAAAAUUCGCUCCACACACCUAAAUCCACCUUUAAAUGACGCGUUAUGUGAAUGAAGUUGAAGGGGGGAUGAAUGCCCACUAUCGCUUAGGGAGAGCCACCGGCUAAAAAAUCAGACCCAUAGGCAUAACACAACAUGCAAAAUUUAAGUAUCCCAGGAGAGAUUGAAGUUGCCUAAGCUGAUCCUUUCGAGAACCCUUAACUAAAUCCACCGUGGACGACAAUAACUACAAUUUUUCCUCCGGAAGACCGAACUCAAGUCAGACCUGUCAUGAUUCACACCGUGCCAUCCAGAUGGCUAAGCGUGGCCAUUUCACGUGCCAAAGAGGGGAUUUGAACUGUGGUCCUUCUGUGCUAUAGUCCUUCGAUCUUGACUCCGGGCCACACAUCAGUUUUUAUUGCUGUAUCAUGUUUAUCCUUGCCUUGUCUCCAGCACUGGCGGCUGGAUUUUACCUGGGGCUGCUCCUAUCAAUCUCAUCCCACCUGAAGCCCAAUAAGCCAGGUAUAAGACACUGCCUCUCCCUGAGGGCAGUGUCAGUUCAUUGACUCUGGUUCCUGUGUUUGUGAUCCAGUGUUCUCCAGUUGGCUCCUGACCUUGGCUUAUUCUUAUUGUGUGUCCUGACCUCUGGCAUCCUCUGAUUUUGGCUUACCCUAGUUUAUGCUGACUUCUGGCACCCUCUGACAUUUGACUUAUCCUCAACGAUUCUUCUGCUUGUGCCUUUGCCUGUACUGUGACUUGGAGCAAUAUCCUGCACAGACUCACAGACUCACUGACUCACUUUCCGACCUUCUCCAUUCGAACUUCCGACUCCGGAAAGCCAACUGUUUGGUUCCCUUUGGGACUUUCUUUUGCAACCAGAGCCUGUGACGUCCGCGAAGGCUCCCGAACGGACGUCACAUACUUACCCCGCUGAUACUGGCGAAUGUCAGUUCACUGAUCAGAGCGUGCGGCUGCACACACCUCCAUCAUUUCCUGUGAAGCCGGAAGAGACGAGUGCGGACUGCGAGAUCUCUCCAACCAUCCAGUGCCAUCUAGUCGACUUGAGCUGCCAUCUUGGGGAGAAGGCCCAAACCUGGAUCCCCGAUGCCUGGAACAUCUUCCCCACCUCCUUCUUGCUCCGGAAUUAG